Messenger RNA from Solanum pennellii, 1039 nucleotides. RefSeq lists its product as uncharacterized. The coding region runs from base 148 to 669 and encodes 173 amino acids. The record is from RefSeq and is a predicted model, not a curated record. NCBI's taxonomy places the organism in Eukaryota, Viridiplantae, Streptophyta, Magnoliopsida, Solanales, Solanaceae. The transcript has a single exon.
CAAAAUGUUGUCAUCAUCAACUUCCAUACACCACCUCUCUCUUUUCUCUUCUCAUAUAAAACUAGACCUCAUCACCUCUUCCUCUUCAACCACAAAAAAACCUCAAAUUCUUUCAAUUUUUCUUAGUAUUUUCAUUUCUUUGAAAAUAUGACUAUGAAGAACAAUCCUUAUAGUAAAUCCACAGUUCAUCCAAUUACUCAACCAGACCAACAACUUUCUUUAUUACCAACAACAAUCUUAACACUAACAACAUCUUUAUCUCAAGAAGACAAACAAAUCUUGUCAUAUUUAAUUUCUUGUUCUUCUAACAAUUUCUCCAAUAAUCUUGGAUAUUGUACUACUCACAGCAGCAACAACAACAACAAAAGUUGUUAUUGUUUUAAUUGUUAUAUGAGUUAUUGGGUGAAAUGGGAUUCAUCUCCAAAUCAUCAACUUAUUCAUGAGAUUAUAGAUGCUUUUGAAAAUAUGGUGUUGGAGAAAAAAAAGGGGAAAAACAAGAAACAAAGGAGGAAUAGGAAUAGAAGUUCUUGUGGGGUUGAGAAAAAUAAUGAAAUUUGUUUAGAGGAAAAUUCAACAAAUUAUGAUGAUGUUAGAGAAGAAGAAUUAGGUUCUGUUAGAAGAUUUGUUAGUUUUCUUGGUGAAAGUAUUUGGAGUGUUUGGCAUGUCUGAAAUGUUUAUUGGGAAAAUCUAUUGUUUCAUCUCAUCUAGUGUUUGAUAUUUAUAUUGGAAUUCGAUGAAAUAUGAAUUUGCGUAAUGAAAGUCUCAAAGGAUUUUCAAUGAAGGAUAUUUCUCAUUCGAACUCGUACUCAAAACUUUUAGAUAAGGAUGAAGGAAUAAUUACUAUUACAUUACAACCUUUUUUUAUAUUGAGGUUCUCAUAAAUUAAGGAUGAAGGAGCAGUAACCAUUCCGUCGGAACCCAUUAUAGAUGGUUUUGUUCAUUUUUCACUUCUAUAGAAGUUUUUGUUGUUUCUUACUUAUUCUUUAUUCCUAUGUAAAUACUUUUAUAACAAUAUAAACUAUGGUCCUUUUGGAAUGUU